Molecule: messenger RNA, 3356 nt
Organism: Liolophura sinensis
Lineage: Eukaryota; Metazoa; Mollusca; Polyplacophora; Chitonida; Chitonidae
Exons: 13
Coding region: 430-2229 (599 amino acids)
Biological process (GO): regulation of apoptotic process; proteolysis
Molecular function (GO): protein binding; cysteine-type endopeptidase activity
Source: RefSeq, a predicted model, not a curated record
ACUGUUGGAUGUAGGCCUUCGAGUAAUGUUGACGACUCGGUCAUUGCUGCCAUGAGCUUUUGUGACACUCCUUCUUUUAGCUGAUAUUCUGAAUUGCUAUUGAUCAGCACGCCAAGACUUCGUGAUAUUAAUUCUGUGGUACAAAGUCAACUACUGAAUGACAAACUUAUUAAUGGAAACCGGAACAGUUUCGGUGGAUUGUGUGUCUGAGGACGUGAGAGGAUGAAAAAGUGAUCCAUGACUUCAGCCGUUCAACAACAGCAAACAUCAGUGACAGUGCCUUAUACAAGACUACACACAUAACCAUGGAAACAUUUCAACAGCACAGUUUGCCGUUGGCACAACACUGCACCAGAACAAACAAUGACAACAGUUCAUAGACCUGCAGAUUUGUAUUUUACCUCGUAAACAAUCUCAUAAACAGCCACGAUGAUGAUGGCAGAAUUACCGCCGAUGAACCAGCUGCAGACGGACGCAGAAAUUGUCGUUCUUAACAGCGACUUUGACUACAGGCGAAAGUUGAAACAGGUGGAUGAAGGACUUGUUAAGCAGGACUUGGAGAUGCUGAAGUUCUUGUGUCAGGACAUCAUCCCUGCUGCCAUGCAGGAAGACAUUUCUCGCGGAAUCGACCUGUUCCUGGAACUGGAAGUCAAAGGCAAACUAGGGCCUUGCAACUUGAAAUAUUUGGCCGAGUGCCUAAUGGGUAUUCAGAGAGCAGACCUGCUGCGAAAGCUUGGAAUCAAUGCUCAAGAAUUCUCCUGUGGUCUCCGGGUGACUGGCGAAGAAGUGUCGCCAUACAGAAAACUGCUGCUGGUGAUUGCCGAUGAGUUGACGAAGAAAGACGUGUCCACGAUGGUGUACAUGGCAGCUCCUCGGCUCAACUUGUCCAAGAUCAAAGCCAACAGAAUGAAAGAUCCUUUCCAACUUUUCUUGGCUCUGGAACAUGCAGGGCUGCUUAGUCCUCAGGAUGUAAGUGUAUUGAUCAAUUUGGUCAAUCACACGGGAAGGGACGACCUCUUGGAGAAAGUCACUCGUUAUCAAGGGUCACUUACAGGAGGGUGUGGAGAAGAUGAGAAAGGGAAGGCUGCUUUGAAACCCCAGUUGUCCAGUGGAGACCCCACUUUCCCACCCCCUGGAGGGUUCCAAAAUCAGAUGUCUAUCACGCCUGUGUGUCCUGCUGACCCUGAACCCAUGUCAGUCAAUAUUAACCCUUCGUUGAACCCCCAAGGUAUUUCAUUGAGGUACACGUCAAAUUUGAACUACGGACCAGAGAGCGAGAUAUUACCUAAUAUAGCAGUAUCCUCAGAGGAGGCACGUAUUCAUGCCGUCAGAAAUGAUCUGCCUUUUCAUGACAUUUCAUCAGGUCAUCAGCAGUUAUCAAAUGCUCCCAGGUUUGAUGGGUUCAGGAAUUUUGAACAGCAGCAGCACCUGUCACAGAGAAUGGAACACCUACAUUUAGGUGGGAUUCCUGACCUCCCAUCUUACAGGAUGGAUAGAAAACCUAGAGGAUACUGUCUCAUUAUUAAUAACUUCAAGUUCUACUCCUUACCUGAUGACCAUGAGAGCCGUAAGAUGCCCGACAGGCACGGAACCAAUGUGGAUGCAGAGAACCUUAUGCAUGUGUUCCAGCAGCUGGGUUUUAUUGUUGUCACGAAGGACAACUUAACAGACGUGAGCAUGGUACAGGUGUGUACCCAGUUUGCCAUGGAAAACCACAAUAACUUUGAUUGCUUCGCUUGCUGUAUCCUGACACAUGGUGUCAAGGACCAUUUGUAUGGUACCAACGGACGCAUGACCCCAAUCAACGAGAUCACCUCCUGCUUUAAAGCCCAGCGCUGUCCUGGGCUUAGAGGGAAGCCCAAACUUUUCUUCAUACAAGCGUGUCAGGGCAGGGAGAAACAGAGAGGUUUCCCCAUGGAGAUAGAUGCACCAAGGGCAGAAGAGAGCUUAGAGACAAUUCCAAAUGAGGCAGACUUCCUGAUGGGGUACGCCACAGUGCCAGGAUUCGUGUCCUACCGCAGCAAAGUGAAGGGUUCCUGGUAUAUCACUACGCUAUGUGACAAUCUCCUCAAAUAUGCAGAAAGAUAUGACCCCAGGUAUGACCUUCUCAGCAUCAUGACCAAGGUCAACGAGGAAGUGAGUGUGGCCAAUGCAGCCAUGGAGGACGGGCGGUACAAGCAGAUUCCCGCGCCUAUGACAACACUGAGGAAGAAAGUCUACUUCAGAUGAUACUGACAACAACAACAACAAUGAGGCCAUAAACAAGAGGUUAAGAUGGAAGUGUAUAAAACAGACCACACCAGAUUACAGCUCAUAUGAGGGUGUUGUCUCGUUGAUGAGGGCCUUGACAAACUGGGUGGUGCCGAGUGUUGUAAGAAACACAGAGCACCAGCAAUAUACUGACCGACGUGGUGGCACAAAACAGCCUGAUCUUUGAAGAUAUCUAUCCCGUCUAGCAAUUAUUUGAGAUCCAAGCAAAACUGUGGCCACCCUAUGUAACAAGGUGUGAUUCCAGAGCCUGUCCUACUGAUUAAGAAGCAAAGUGACCGACACCUUUAAGUACAGAUGUCAUAAUACAGUGCUUGGAUGCAUAUAUGUUCCAUUGAAUGGCCGCAGUGCUGUGUGUGGCAAAAUGUAUUAUAGCAUAACUGCUAUGUAUGUAUAUAGCAAGUGUUAAAGAAGCAGUUUUUGUGUGGUAAUGCAGUACUACUAUCUAUGCUCAGCAUGCACAAAUGUAAAUUUGUUUAAUACAGGUGACUGGAUUGAUUGUUUUUGGCAAUGCAACAUUGCUAACAAACAUGACAGAUGACUACACUCAUGAGCAGUGUCGACUGUGCAUCAAGAGCAUUGCUCUUUAUGAAACUUAUGAAGAAGAUCAGAUCAUUUAGUACUCAAGACACGUGUAACUGAAAAAAUUUGUUGACGUAGGUAUUUGCCCGUUCUCCAAAAGGAUUCGGAAGGACUCUCGAAAUCUACAUUUUACAUGUAAAAAUGCAAUGAAGGAAAGUGAUCACGUUUAGCUUUGUGCCCGGAAACUAGAAAUAAGUUCAAGCAUGGAUUACAACACCACUGGUCAGGUGGCGGAAAAAUGAACAGAUGAUAAUGGCUGAAUGCCAGAUGGAAGGAGGAAAAAUUCUGGAUGCUCCCAGGGUUUACCAGGUGCAUGUAUGUCACAGUACUGUAUAUGACCUCAGACUAUAAAAUGUCAUGGCGUGUCAGGUAUAUAUAGAUAGACUAAUCUACAAAAUUAUAAAGUCUUUGGAACUAUACUUUAUUUAAAGUUGGCCGUAUUGUGGCUGAGGCCUUAGUGUGCUAGCAUAGCAUAGUAAUUCGGGUGCCACUCACCACUGCUAUCA